AUUAUUUAUUUAUAUCUAAUAUUUAUAUUUUUUACUUAAAACUUUGAUUGAAUCCAAUUUAGUACUAUAAUAAUGAAUUUUUAAAUCAUAUAACUGUUUUUAAAUAAUGAAUUGAUAAUAAUAAUAGAAAUAUGUGGACGCUUUUAAAAAAUCAGUCUUCGUUUUAUAUGACAUUUUCGUCAAGAGACGACUAUGAAGUUUUAGUCACGAAUUUUAUAACUUUAUGGACUUCUAAUUACAAUGAAUCUAGUUUAUUGACUAGUUUGAAGAAUAGUAACCAACUGGAGAUACGAGACCAGUCAUUAAUAGAAAAGGGCAUUGAUAUGUUAUCAAACACGAAUAGUUUGAAAAAUAUUGAAAUAAAUCAGGAAGGAAACACAUUGAAUAUGUGUAUGGUGAAAGCAUAUGAAUACUCUGUAAAACUGCAUCUUACACUUGUGGAGGCAUCAAAAGAACUGUUCUUUCAGAAAAUCACACAGCCGUUGUUAAAAAUAAUUGUGGAUAUGAAAACAAGUGAAAAUCAGUUAAGACAUUUCCUCAGAAAUAAAGAUCAUUUAAAACGGAAAUAUGAUGAUGAAACUCACAUGAGAAGUCACCAAGAAUUUGAAAGUAUAUUUGGAGAUUCAAAGAUACCUGAGUGUAUAUUGCAGAAAAUGAACAGCUUUCCACAUACAAAUUAUAUAAAAGAAGAAAAUGGAAUUACUACAGAGAGAGAACACAAAAUACAUGUUAAAUCGGAACCUGAUAGUCAAACAAAUUCACGUACUCCAAUAACAAUAAAAUCUGUUAAUAUAAAAAAAGAGAUAGUAAAAACAGAAGCAGAAUGUAGUCCGAAUGCAAAAACUAAAAGGAAGAAGUUAAAUUUGUAGUAUAUCUAGUAAUGUAUGAAAUAAUAAUAUUAUGAAAUGGUAAAUUCUAUUGUUGAAUAGAAAUAUUAUAGUUUAUAUAAUAUAGUAUAAUUUAAUGUAUUGAUAUAAUUGUAAUCAAGUAAUAAUUAUUGUUAUUGCAUGACAUUAAGAAAACCAAAAAAUUCCACAUUAUUUGGGUUACUGAUAAGCCAAACAUAAUACAUAUGUUGGUAUAUGGCUAUCCAACGUAGUUUUUAAGGGAUUUUACUUCUUUGGUAAGAUGUAAUCAUUAAUCAAGUUUGACAAUGAAAGAUGGUAUAUAAGUAAAUCUUUAUUAUACAUAGAACAAUUAAAACCUAAUAUUAGUUGUGCUGGUGAUGUAAUCACUGUUACUAAUAAUGUGAUUAAUUGGAGAUAAAUCAAUAUGAUACGAACAGAUAUUGAUUUUACAAGUCGAUGUACUUAUGUAGUAAUAAGGAAUACAAAACAAUGUGAUAUUUUUGAAAUUUUCUUGUCAAGCAGUUCUUAAUUUUAUUGUAAUGAAAUAGAGUUUUAAAUAAAACAAGAUAUUAAAUUUUAUUAACUAAAAUAUUAUUUUUUUAUCAAGAAUCUCCACUUGGAGAAUUACCUUAUCUUUUAAUAUUUUAGUUAACUGUAGAUUUACCUUUACAAAAGUUGUAUAUAUUAUUAUAGUUUAAAAUCUAAUGUUAUUCGUUGUAUACAAUAUUGCAUCAACUGCCAAAUAUGGUAGAUUGAAAAAAAUAAGAUGGAAACAUGUAAACAAAUAACAAUAAAAUCAAAGCAGAAAUUUAUUUGACUAUUAAAUGUUGUAAACUUUUUCCACGGUUGUUUAUAAUUGUAUACAGUAAAUAAACUGGAUAUUUACUUUGUAAUUUAUGUUAUUUAUACAAACGUCCUGGACAGGGGUCUACCCGUGAUCAGGGCGAUUGUAACGGCGCGUAAUGUCAUAUAUUACAUAAUGUAUACUAAAAUACUGUUAGCCAUUACAUGAUGUUAAUUUUGUUAUAACAUUUGUUAUGCUGUCCAGCAGCUAAUAAUCACACAAAAUUGGGGCCAGCCCGUUGUGCUAAGCACAGUAUAAAACAAAUGCAUAUUAUAGUAUACUACAUCGCAACUUGAUAAUAUUAUUUCCGUAGGUCCAUUAGGUUGUCGUUUUACCUAUAUUUUUAAGUUACUGACAAUAAUUACCUACUUAUAUAUAGUUUCUACCGAAAGUGAUAUAUACUUAUAUAUUUAGUAUCAACUACCGAUCUAAUUAUAACAUCAAAAGCCUUUUUCUCCAAUAUAAUCGCAUUAGUUGUAACUAAUUCGCCCGAUAUAAAUGCAAUAUUUCAUAUUUUGUAACAAACGAGCUAUUACAAAUACCAUUCCUAAUAAUUAUUUAAAUUCGUUAGAUAUAAUGUGCCUUUUAUCGAGUCUAUUUAGUUAAUUUUCGCUGAGCAAUUUGUUUGUAGGCUUCAUUGUACCUACAGUGAUAAAAGGCCUUAUUGUGAAAUGUUUUUGUUAUUAAUAUGUAUAUUAUAUAGGUACUAACAUUUUAUUAUAUAUAUAGAAAGUAUAUUGUAUAAUAUUCCUACAGUCAAGUAGAUAAAGAUUAAAAUUGACCGACUGAUUUCUUUAUACAACUGUAGAAUACUUUUACAGAUGCUACAAGUCUUAUUUAAAUAAGAACGCGCUGUUAAUAAAAUGUUAAUUUAUAAACCUUUUACGCUUUUCCAAUUUAAAAAAAACUGACAACGACAUCCCAAACCCUUGUACUAUUUGAAUGGUAGGCAAAACGAUAACAAUGUAUGUUAAUUUAUACAAAUAUAAAAAAAGCACUAUAAAUCAGUGCUUCUUAAAGUUGACUCCACAUAUAUAUCACCUCACAAUGGGAA
Achroia grisella is the source of this 2746-nucleotide messenger RNA. RefSeq lists its product as uncharacterized. NCBI's taxonomy places the organism in Eukaryota, Metazoa, Arthropoda, Insecta, Lepidoptera, Pyralidae. The transcript has 5 exons. The record is from RefSeq and is a predicted model, not a curated record. The coding region runs from base 132 to 869 and encodes 245 amino acids.